Morone saxatilis (striped sea-bass) is the source of this 4181-nucleotide messenger RNA. It is a transcript of the gene fkbp5, whose product is annotated as FKBP prolyl isomerase 5. The record is from RefSeq and is a predicted model, not a curated record. Gene Ontology annotation, molecular function: peptidyl-prolyl cis-trans isomerase activity; protein binding. Lineage: Eukaryota; Metazoa; Chordata; Actinopteri; Moronidae.
GAGGGAGGGGAGAGGGGAGGAAAAAACAGCGCUACAUAGUAACCGCAUGGGCAGAACAUUUAGUACCCUGGAUGUGAGAUGAGAGGGGCGGGCUUGAGUUAGGAGGAAUAGACGCGGUUUUAAAAAUCUACCGACUGAAUUUCAGAUCGGAUCGCCGGCCGCUUCUGGGAAAAGACAUAAAGAACCAAAAAAAAAAAACCCCAACAACAAACAAACAACAAAAAACAAAACAAAGGAGCGCAAGGAAAUUGUUACCGUGUGAUGCUCACACGCAGAAAUGACCACUGAUCAAGAUCUGCCUAUGGAUGGCCAGCCAGCCACAGCUGUGUUUGCUGCGAAGGGCAUCGAUGUAACACCCAUUAAAGACCAAGGAGUUAUUAAGGUUGUGAAGCGUCAGGGGGUAGAUAAAGAGAGGCCAAUGAUUGGAGACAAAGUGACUGUCCACUACACUGGGAAGCUGCUCAGUGGGAAGAAGUUUGACUGCAGCCGAGAUCGCAAAGAGCCUUUUUGCUUCAAUGUGGGCAAGGGACAAGUCCUCAAGGCCUGGGAUAUUGGUGUGUUGUCUAUGCAGAGAGGUGAGGUGUGCACAUUACUGUGCAAACCAGAGUAUGCUUAUGGAGCUGCUGGUAAUCCAGACAAAAUUCCUCCCAGCUCUCCAGUAGUGUUUGAGAUGGAGCUACUCAAGUUUGAAGGAGAGAUGCUUACGGACGAUGGUGGCAUCUUAAGAAGAAUAAAGGUCAAAGGGGAUGGUUACACGAAUCCCAACGACGGAGCAAGGGUUGACGUGCACCUAGAGGGAAGCUGUGGUGGUCGAUUGUUUGACUGUAGGGACGUCAGCUUUACUGUUGGCGAGGCUGAAGAUAAAGGUGUUCCUCACGGAGUGGACCGAGCGUUGGACAAGAUGCAGAAAGGAGAGUGCUGUCUACUUUACUUAAAACCAAAGUAUGGCUUUGGAAGCGAAGGUAAACCGGAGUACAAAGUUGGACCAGACAAAGACAUAGUAUACGAAGUUACCCUCAAAGACUUUCAAAGGGCUAAAGAAUCCUGGGAAAUGGACUUGAAUGAAAAGCUGGAAAUGUCUCUUGAAGUUAAGCGUAAAGGGAAUCAAUAUUUUAAGGCAGGCCGGCACUACCAGGCAAUCAUCCAGUACCAGCGCAUCGUUUCCUGGCUAGAAAUGGAGUGUGGUACUGGGAUAGAGCAGCAGAAGAAGAUACAGGACUUUCUCUUGACGUCACACCUCAAUUUAGCGCUGUGUUUCCUGCGGACAAAAGACUUCACACAAGUAGUGGAGAACUGCAACAAGGUGAUAGAGCUCGAUGAGAGCAACGAGAAGGCUUUGUAUCGUCGCGGGGAAGCACGUCUCCGUCGUAACGAGUUCAGCAUGGCCAUGGCAGACUUUCAGAAAGUGCUGCAAGUCAACCCCUCAAAUCGAGCAGCUCAAGCUCAGAUUUCCAUCUGCCAGAGCAAGAUUAAGGAACAUCAUGAGAAGGACAAGAAGACCUACGCCAACAUGUUCCAGAAAUUUGCAGAAUACUGGGAAGAUGAGGAGGAGGCGCGAUGACAGGAGCAGCAUGAACGGUGAAGUGGGCAUUAAACGGCGGCGGAGGAGUCAGGACUGUCCAUCGUAAUAGUGACACUUGAAAGGGAGAAAAAGAAAGACAUGCCUCUCUUUGCUUUCCAAGCCCUGGGAGCAGAAGCAGGAACAAAGUCGCAUAAAGGCCUCUAAUCCAAACCUCUUUAUCCCAAAAUCCAACGUUACCAUUCCUGCAUAUAAAACAGAGUGUUAGCAGGGACAUUUGCAAGCCAAACAGAAUUUCCCCUGUCACACAGACUGUGCAACUGCCAGGAUGCACCUUCCAGUGGAGUUAGGACUGCAGAAUCAGUGAGUAGAGAUUGGUGAACACUUCUAGCCCCCACUUUUAUUCUGAAAAAAUAUAAUUUAUUUCUUUAAACAGAGGAAUUCCUUUGUAUUUGUCAUUAGGCUACUGUGUAGAGUUGAGAUGUGCCUCCACAGUGUGUUUCUAAUUCCAAAACUGUACUCUGACUUGUAUUUGGUAUUAAGCCUUUUCUUGGGCAGCUGCAUGCAUGUAUCAUGAGGUGUUUGGGAUUCAGACUUGAAACUUUGCUAUUUUUUGUAAUGUGCAAUAUGUAAUUUGGACAAAAAGUGUAACAAGUCCCACUAGCUAAGUUGUAUUUUAAACAGAAACAUGAUCAAUUCUACUUUUCUGAGCAAAAGUAAGAAAACUAUAUUACCCAUAACUUAGCCUUGUCAUAAACAAUAAUCGGAGUGUAGGGAAGCCCUCAUUCGAUGUUGAAAAUACAGAAAUACUACAAAACCAAGAUUCACAAAAAGUUUAUUCUCCACUAAACAUGAAUGUUAAAUAUUGUCAUAAAUCACUGAUAGAAACCUCAAGUUUCCAAUCAGCAGACACCAGAGGCAGAGAAAAAAGCACAAACUACAGACACAAAAUUAUACCAAAACAUAAGUCUGUCAUUCUGGCGUUCUGGGAGUUUUACUGUUCAGUGUAUGUGGUUAUUGCCAGUAACAGCUGAACUAAUAAAGAGAUUAAUUUGUGACAGUAAGCUACUACCUAUAAAGCCAAAUGAGUACAUUAAAGCAUAUAACAGAACCCAAACAGUGGUUAAGAGAGAUUAUUUCCAGAGAUACAAAUUUAGCACCUUGUUUUGGGUAAAGAUGAGGUAUUGUUUUACUAAGAUGGAUAAAACUAUGGUCAUGAACUAAAAUAAUUUAUUCAUCAAUACAUGCAUGAUAGGUCAUUAUUAAUUUGUUGAAAUCUUGUGUUUUAUCUACAUAUCCAUGAACACAUCACGCAGUACAGUUUUUUAUGAGAAGCCAGUCUGGUAUUGUAGUUGAUCAAGUAAAACAACUGAUAAUAGGCAUCUGUGGUAUUAAUAUCAGAUCAUUACAUAAUUGUUAUGGAGUGAUUACAAUUGAAUCUCGUGGCAGCUGCAAAAAACAUCAAAUAACAUAUACAAAAGUUAAAAUAUACCCAAAAUUAAAUGUUUCCGCUUUGGUGUAUUUUAGUGAUGGAUGACUCAAAGUUUCUUCUUAUGUCGUACACAUUGUAUGUUAAUCUAUCAGCUAAUUGCAUAAACAGCAUGGCACAAUCUUCAGCGCACAUAAAAAUACAUGCAGCACUACUUCUACUGACAUCCUCAUAACCACGAUUCAAACUUCCUACAGAAGGAGGCAUUUGAUCCUAAAAUCAAUCCACAUUUGUCAAAGCAGAUGCAUUAGUAUUGACUCUGUGAGUGCAAGCGGGAGAGGAACACACACAAACCACAAUUAAGCUCUAAAAUCAUCAGAAUCACAGAUUUCUUUCAAUCUUUCACAAAUUUCAUCAUUUUGUUAAACUCUGGUAAUGUGAUCAACUACACAAUUUUACAUCUGUGUAGUUCUUUUUUGCCUCGGUCCUGAAACAGGUGUCUCUUUAUUUCACUGCAUCUAUUUUGUUUUUAUGUGUAAAUGUUUGUAGAUAAUGGACAAUGGUGACUGUCAAGCCAACACUGUAAAAUCAGACAACAAUCUUGAGAUGUUUUCUAAACAUUAGUUGUUGCAGAAUGAGAACCUUAGCUGUCUUAAAUAUUUUGUGUAAAAAAAAUCAACAGUGUGUGUGUGUUAUUAUAUAUUGUUGUAGCAAGGUUUUUAAACAGCUUAUUGCUAAAUGUUUUCAAGUACUGCUGGCUCUAAACAUUCAAACAUUUUGUACAGUGGAAAUGAGCAUGAAGUAGUUUUUCUACCAAUUAUGAAUUGUGUUUAAGAAUACAGAAUGUUUAUCCCCCACAAUCAACUACAGAAAGAUGUCCAGGCCCCUUUUGUCCUCCAUUCAUCGUUGAUAACUUAAAAAUGCAAAUUACAGGAAUAAUUUGGACAACUUUGACAUAAACAGGAUAAAAUGCAGCUGGUUAAACUGCGGCACGGCUGACGUGAGAUUGGUUUUAUUAGAAGUGUUACGUCAUACAAAAUGUUUACAUGUAUUCAAAAGAUUUUCACCCUGUAAAACAAAAUGUGAUCAAUGUGUUAAACCGGCAUUUAUGCAGAAGAAAUAUUUUCAGACAAAAAACUACAUAUGGUACCUUUGUUCAUGUCUUCUUUAUAUAUUUUUUUAUUUUUUUUUGCACUUUAAAAGCAUUAAAUAAAUCCAAGGGUUGCAUUUAAA